This is a messenger RNA of Haliotis rubra (blacklip abalone), 1280 nucleotides long. Its product is annotated as xanthine dehydrogenase/oxidase-like. Lineage: Eukaryota; Metazoa; Mollusca; Gastropoda; Lepetellida; Haliotidae. Gene Ontology annotation, molecular function: oxidoreductase activity; iron ion binding; flavin adenine dinucleotide binding. The coding region runs from base 1 to 1158 and encodes 385 amino acids. The transcript is spliced from 8 exons. The record is from RefSeq and is a predicted model, not a curated record.
AUGAUAACUUUGUCGGUGGUGGUUGGUGAUGGCAGAAAGUACUUAAUACAUCACCGUUCAUUACAGAGUAUUGGGGGCAAUCUUCUCAACUCGGCCACUGUUUCUGAUCUCCAACCAGUCUUCCUGGCUCUCGACGCCAUGCUCCACGUCGACAACGCAGUCAAAGGUGAACGCACUCUGCCUUACCGUGACGUGAUAAAGUCUAUGCCUCCCUUAAAAGGCCUUGACCCCACUGACGUCCUCAUCUACGUCACCUUGCCCUUCACGAAACAGGGUGAUCACGUGAUGUUCUACAAGCAGCCAGAACGCCGAGGGUUCGAUACGUCAUACGUAAAUGCUGUAACAGUGAUGUCAUUUCAACCAGGAAGUGAUGUCAUCGAGGACAUUCAUUUCACUUUUGGCGGGAAAUGUUUCCAGCCGGUUGUGAAAAUUCAAGCUCUUCAGCAGGAAAUGGCAGGAAAAUGCUGGUCUCUAUCACUGGUGACCACCGUUCUUAAAUCCAUUGGCAAUCUCCUCGACAACAGGACGACCGUCACUAAAGACGCCCGGCAUGUCGCUAUGGCACAAGCUUUCAAGUUCAUGUUUGCUAUAGAAGAGACCAUCAGUGGAAAGACUGACCCCAACGGCCCCUCUGCCCUGUCUACUGUGGACUACGAGAGUACCCGAGUGUUUGACCCUGUCGGUCCAGAUCAACCUCCGGAAGAUGCCAUACGUCGUCCUAUCCCACACUCCAGUGCCCUACAGAUGACGUGUGGAGAGGCUGUGUACCUGGACGACAUGCCGCGAUCUGAAGGUGAACUGUAUGCUGGACUUGUGCUGAGCACGCGACCACACGCUCGAAUCAAGGACGUGGACGUGACCAAAGCUAUUGCGUUGCCCGGGGUAACGGGAUAUGUGGAUCACCAGGAUGUGCCAGGGAAGAACCUGUGGGGAUGUGCUAUACAGGAUGAACAGGCAUUUGCUGAAACAGAGGUGAAGUGUUGUGGUCAGAUUAUCGGCCUUGUGCUUGCCGAAGAUCGCCAGGUGGCGCAGGAAGCAGCAAGACACGUGACGGUGACAUACGAGGAUCUACCUGCCAUUCUUUCUAUUGAGGACGCCAUACGAGAGAAGGCGUUUUAUACUGAGGAACUGGCCAAAGCCAGCCAUUGUCUUCGGUGACGUUGAAGCCGGUUUCGCUGCGUCUGAUGACGUUAUUGUGGGUCACGUGGACAUCGACGCCCGUGAACACUUCUACAUGGAGAGGCAGGGUGUUCUGGUAACGCCAAGAGCAGAGCACAACG